UUUUUUAAUUUUUAAAUUAUUAUUUUUUUAUUUUCAACAUGAGAGUGCAAGUGUGUAUUUUGGCGGUCUUAUGCUUCAUUUUCGGUGCUAUGGCGGCAAAUUUACCGCCAUACUUCACCGCAUGCUCAGCGUCGGACCCCAAACUGGACCAGUGCAUCGAGAAGGUGAUAGAAGCCGGGGGUCCUCAGUUCGCAGACGGCAUCCCAGAGCUGGGCAUCGCUCCUUUAGACCCUCUGCAACUGGGCAAAGUCGUCGUCAACAACCCAUCCUUAAAGCUGACGUUUACAGACACCGUCGUCACAGGAUUGAGAGGAUUUAAAGUCAACUCUUUCAAAAUGCAACCGUCUAAGGGCAAAGCGACAUUGGACUUCACAGCCAACGUGACCCUGAAAGCACAUUACGACAUCGACGGCCAGGUCAUCAUCCUGCCUAUUAGGGGGAAUGGUCCGGCCAAGAUUCGGAUCACUAACCUGAACAUCGUCAUCAAAUAUGACUUCGACACCCAAGAUGGCCACUGGGUGGUGACCAACUACAAGGACAACUAUAAGAUGGAUCGCGCUCAGUUCAAGUUCUCCAAUCUCUUCGGAGGAAACAAACAACUUGCGGAGACCACACACAGGUUCACCAACGAGAACUGGGAGAUCAUCAUGUCGGAGAUAGCCCCUGGAGCCAUCAAGGGCAUCAUCAAGAAUUGUGUGGAUGUGGUCAAGAAAUUCUUCAGCGCCAUACCGGCCGCCGAUCUCCUCAGCUCUUGAAUGGGGAUAUAAUUUUAACGGCAAUCAACGAGAAUUGGGAGCCAGUGAUCCGAGACAUCGCGCCGGUCGCCUUCGAACAAAUCAUCAAAUCCUGCGUCGAAGAGGUCAGCAAACUCUUCGCCUUCGUGCCUGCUAAGGAUCUAUUGCUACCUUAAUACAUAGGAAUAUAAUAUUGUAAUAACAUUAUUAUGUUGUGUAAAGCGAAAGUAACGCAAACUACACAGAAAAUUGCAAUGUUGUUCAAAGCAAACGUAAAGACAUAGAAAAGGCCUAAGAGAUUCCUUACUUCGUGUCAGAGGGCGGAGCGCGUACGACGCCAAUGAAGAAAAUUACGACCUCGCCCCAACUUUUCUGUCUAUUCCGUUCUAUAAAUUUGCUAGGAAACAUGGAAAAGUUAGUCCCUUCUUGUCUUAGGUCUUUUUUGUGUGGUUUGCACCGAAUGGUUUCCACAGUGGUGUCCCUUGAGCGCUGUGGUCUAGCUGGCGCUCGCGCAGCAUUGACACAAGGGCGCCAACUCUGUUAUGUUCAGCAUCUCCUGAACAAGGUUUUCAGAACGUCUUCAAGCAUAGUCGUAGUUAUAAUGGCAGGUUGGCAUUAUUUCUACGACUUUGUUUGAAUGACGUUAAUGUUGAAAGCCUUAAGGAAAUCACCGCAGGAUCAUCACAUAGAUAUAGUAUAGGUAUACACCGGAUUUGUAAUAUUUUGUAUCUUUUUCAGUGACUUAAAGACAUAAGACGUAAAUGCUUUAAAAAUAGAUAAAACUGGGCUAUCUAGCCAAUCUAUUGAAAACAUAUAAAAAUCUUUUCCGUUAGAAGACUGAGAAGAACUCGAAUCUUUUCUUCCAAUUGCGAAUAUACUUGAGCUCUGAAACUUUGCUAUAUUACUAGUAUGUAACAAUCAUGUUGCGUGCUCACCGACUUAAUUAAUAAUUUGCUAACUAUUAACGGUAUUUGAACGUUGCCUAAAUCAAGGAUCAUUGUACAUGACGACAUAUCCCUUUACGGUCGGCUGCACUUCCUAUGAUAAGUACAAAGAGUUUGCUUCAAGUAAUAAUUAUUUUGCAAGGACCUAGAGAACGCCCCUGGUAACUCCAUAUGUACAGUUAACAUCAAAGGUGCUACUUUCAAAAGUAAAUAAUGUAUUAUAAAUUGUACUGGAUUUUCAAAAAUACAGUACACCAUCAAAAGUUAAUUACAAAUCAAAUUUUAGUGACAUUUGCUAUGAAACGGUAUGUAUGGACUUUUGCAGGUGACUGUACAACUUUGUGAAUAAUUCGAAUUUAGGUUUGUUUUGCACAGAUUAUGUUUAAGUCAUGACUGCAGAAACGUACUACAGAUCUAAGUAGAUGUCAAGACAUAUACUUAACAUUUUACUAUUAUAUUUUUCAAAGUAAAAUGUAAAAUAUACUGAGCAUGAUGUAACAAAAGUAAUAUUUUUGUUAACUGCUAAUCAAUGCCUCUUAAUUAUUUGUUUCUUAUCUGUUUGAUAAAGGCCGCCGCAGGGGGCAGACCUUACAUUGCGUUAGCCACAAAAGUUGGCAAAACAAGCAAUGUUUGUUAAUAAGGUCCAAUAUUGAGUAGAUUUUGUCACCUAACCUUUUCAAUAAAUUUUCGAGAGAAACUUGACUACCCUGAUUUUGAUUUGUAUGAAUAAGGAGACAUGUUUCUCUGCAGACAACUGUACAUAGGAAGUUAUAAAAAAACUACCUCCAGUGGUAACUACAAAUUACAAAGAAAAAGUGUAGCCUCUACUGUAAACAUAUUCUUUUUUAUAUGUUUUCUAUGACUGCAAAUGAUUCAAAUCUGGGUCAAUAUUAUGUCAAACUGAUCCUGAAUUUUCUAAUCAUGAUGAAUUAAAUUAUAUACAUUUUGGUGCACUUCAUUGCAAUAUCACAUUCUGGCCAAAAUUCAGAAUUUGGUAAUAUGUUUGAAGGCUAGACUAGCACAAAUUAUUAUAAGUAAUGUGAUAAUAAGUAAGGUAUAGGGUAAGGACUGAUUUAGCUUAAGUAUUUAAAAAUAAAUUACCUCAAGUGAAAUUUUGUU
Molecule: messenger RNA, 2797 nt
Organism: Amyelois transitella
Lineage: Eukaryota; Metazoa; Arthropoda; Insecta; Lepidoptera; Pyralidae
Product: circadian clock-controlled protein daywake
Exons: 6
Coding region: 39-755 (238 amino acids)
Source: RefSeq, a predicted model, not a curated record